Messenger RNA from Daphnia magna, 1014 nucleotides. RefSeq names its product zinc finger protein 474. Lineage: Eukaryota; Metazoa; Arthropoda; Branchiopoda; Diplostraca; Daphniidae. Bases 272 to 877 code for a protein of 201 amino acids. The transcript has 3 exons. The record is from RefSeq and is a predicted model, not a curated record.
AUCGAUGCGUAUUGAUGUGAGUUCUGUCCUGAGAACAAUGCUGCACGUGCACCAUUUCGUACAAUUGGCUAUCGCGUUUUGCAUCGCCUAUAUACCUAUGAAAAUCUGGUGGAGGUGCUUAAAUCGAUUCCUCCCUGGUAUUGAACCAACAAAAGUUAUUCUUUUCAACACAGCUUUCAUUGGGUGCCGCAGUAGGCUCUGGACAUUGGUUUGGGCAAGUUCAUAAUUUAAUAUAUUCUUUUAAUCCUUUACGAGAGUUUGCUUUCAAAGGAUGGCUGAAGACCAUAACCGAUUUGUAAAUGUCUUUCCAGAGUCAAAGCGUUUCAAGACAGCAACUGUAAGGGCUAAAAUUCUCGAUAUUAAGAAACUGGGCAAUAUUGGAUUGGACAUGUCUGAAUUGCGCUGCAAAGAUUUGGAGAAUAUCAAGUGCUUCAGAGGACCACAGCCUCUAGAUUCAAGUAACAUUUUCAUUGAUUCUCAGAGCAAUGGAGAGCGCUACAUAGUUGUGAAAGAGCCGUCUUACUCUUCAUCGCACACAGCUGAGUGGCCAAGUUUUCGGAAGUUACACAAUAUACGAUUUCCAAAUGAAAAUCGUCAGGAAUCCUUGGCAAUAUGGUACCCUGAUAAUCAGGCAAAGAGCCAGCCGUCGAAGAUCUCUGAUACAUAUAAGAGAAAUGCAGUAAUCCCUAAUAUCGACUUCAAGCGGGAAAAACCGGAAAACCCUGACAUGCCGGAACCACGAACGAGAUUCAAGCCCAUCGCAUGUGACAUUUGCAACAGAGAAUUCGGCUCUUAUUCCAUCUCGAUACAUCGUCCGCAAUGCAUGAAGAAAUGGAUGUCUAACUGCAACUCGCGACCAACUGCUAUUAAAAAAUAAAUAUCGCUGACAAACUCACAGCGAACUCGCUUUUCCAAGAGCGAAUUCGCGCUUUAAUUAGCACGUCAAAUAGGAAAUCUUGAUCUUACAAUUUUUUUGUGAAAAAUUUUUUCACUAAAUAAAAUUUUACGUUUAAC